AUGGCUUCUGAAAAGAAUGACCCAAAGGUCGUGGAUGAUGAGAGCGAAGAAGAAGUUAAUACUUCCGAUGAAGAGUCCAAUGCCUCAACAACCAUGAGCGAGAUAGUGCAGGAGAUGAUGGAGAACAAAGACAUCCCGAGUUUGAAGGACUACCUCGUCAACCUUGAGAUUAAGAACGCCAACAUUGACAAGCACAUCAAGGAAAUCAAGGAGUUCCUUAAGACUAACGUCCCGAAGAAGGGCAAGUUCACCAUCACGGUCAUCAUCAACAAGCAGUCCUUCAAGAUUGAAGUUUCCAGCGACUCCUCCUACAAGGACAUCCGCCGUAAGUUGUGGGACUCGUUCAGUGAUGAACUCAUCGCGUUCGGUUACACCAGAACCUCCUUUGAAAUGGCUACCAACUAUGACAUGGAGUAUGGAACCAAGCGUCUCUCUCACCAUCCUCGUGCCACUUUGUCGUCAUGGAAUAUGGAAGGCGAUGUUGUACGUCUUAUUCCAAAAGAUGAACGCACAAAGAAGCGAGUUACAAAGAAGCAAGCACUCUCCGAAGCCAUGGGCAAGCGUGAUGACAAGAAGCACAAGGACAACAAGAAGGAUGACGACAAGAAUGACGACGACAAGAAGGGCACGAAGGGAACCUCCAGCAGUAGCGGAUACACGAAGUGA
Symbiodinium sp. CCMP2592 is the source of this 666-nucleotide messenger RNA. The record is from the annotation of a GenBank genome assembly. NCBI's taxonomy places the organism in Eukaryota, Dinophyceae, Suessiales, Symbiodiniaceae.